UUUGAAUAUGUCCUAGUAUGGACACGUUCUGAGAGCUGACGUCGCAGAUGUGAGUAUUUUCUUCUCCUUGUUUCCACGCCACGGCGUCCACCGUCGCCCCAGUCAGCAUCAGCAUCAUCAGCAGCAUCCUAUCUGUACACUCUCCUCCUUCCUCCUCCUCCUCCUUCCUUUCCUUCCACCCCCUCCUCCUCCCCCGGGGCCACCGGUGAAGGAGGCUUGUGCACCGGGGUUUGGCUGGCAGUCUCGCCGCUGUAUGACCGUGGAUUAACUGCAUGCUCACGUCGACCAGGAAGAGGAGCCAGCGCUUGAGCGGGCUCACUUGCAGCCAUGGCUGAAGGUGGAGAAGGAGAGGAUGAGAUUCAGUUCCUCAGAACUGAUGAUGAAGUGGUGCUCCAGUGCGUGGCUUGCAUCCAGAAGGAGAAUCGAAAGUUUUGCUUGGCAGCUGAGGGGCUGGGCAACCGGCUGUGUUACCUGGAACCAACGUCCGAGGCAAAGUACGUCCCUCCAGACCUAUGCAUCUGUACCUUCGUGCUGGAACAGUCCCUCUCAGUCCGGGCCCUCCAAGAGAUGCUGGCUAAAAGUGGACAGAACAAUGAAGCGAGGCUGAUAAGAAAGGCAGCGCAGAGUGGUGGCCACAAGACUCUACUGUACGGACAUGCCAUCCUCCUACGGCACUCGUUCAGUUCCAUGUACCUGGCUUGUUUGAAGACAUCAAGGUCACAAACCGAUAAGUUAUCAUUUGAUGUCGGCCUACAGGAAGAUUCAACAGGUGAGGCUUGUUGGUGGACAAUCCACCCGGCCUCCAAGCAGAGAUCAGAAGGAGAGAAGGUGCGCAUAGGUGAUGACCUCAUCCUUGUCAGCGUGUCCUCUGAGCGCUAUCUUCAUUUAUCAAUCUCGAAUGGCAACAUCCAGGUGGACGCAUCCUUCAUGCAGACGUUGUGGAACGUCCAUCCCAUCUGUUCUGGCAGCAACAUAGAGGAAGGCUAUCUGUUGGGUGGUCAUGUGAUGCGGCUGUUUCAUGGGCAUGAUGAGGUGGUGACCAUCCCGGGGUCAGACCAGAGUGAAGAGCAGCAAAGGAUAGUCAACUAUGAAAUAGGUAAAGCUGGUGCUAAGGCCAGAUCCUUAUGGAGGUUGGAGCCACUCCGGAUCAGCUGGAGUGGGAGCCACAUCCGCUGGGGUCAGCCGUUCCGGUUGCGACACCUGACUACUGGUCACUACCUAGCCUUGACCGAGGACAGGGGCUUGGUGCUGCAGGACCGAGAGAGGUCCGACACAAUCUCAACUGCCUUCUGCUUCAGAGCAUCUAAGGAGAAGCUUGAGCAGAGUCCAAAACGGGACAUUGAGGGGAUGGGUGUAGCAGAGAUUAAAUAUGGAGACUCGCUCAGCUUCAUUAUGCACGUGGCUACGGGGCUGUGGCUCUCCUACCAGGCACCUGACGUCAAAUCUGCACGUUUGGGUCCUCUCAAGAGACGAGCAUGUCUACAUUCCGAAGGUCACAUGGAUGACGGCUUGACACUGCAGCGCUGUCAACAUGAGGAAUCUCGAGCCGCCCGGAUCAUCCGCAACACCACUCUCCUCUUUAACAGAUUCAUCAGGGAUCUGGAUUGUCUGGGUUUGAAGAACAAGACACUUGUGGCACUUCCAAUUGAAGAGGUGCUCCAAACCCUCAACGACCUCAUCACCUACUUCCUGCUCCCUGAUGCUGAGCUGGAGCAUGAAGAGAGGCAGAUCAAGCUACGGUCCCUCAAAAACAGGCAGAAUCUUUUCAAACAGGAAGGCAUGCUGACACUGGUGUCCAACUGCAUAGACCGUCUGAACGUUUACAACAGCGUUGCCCACUUUGGGGAAUGUGCUGGGCCAGAGGCCGGAGCAGCCUGGAAAGACAUCCUCAACCUGCUCUACGAGUUGUUGGCAGCGUUAAUCAGAGGAAACAGGAUCAACUGCACUCAGUUUUCCAACAACUUGGAUUGGCUUGUCAGCAAGCUAGAGAGACUCGAGUCUUCUUCGGGCAUUCUUGAAGUUCUUCACUGUAUACUAAUUGAGAGUCCGGAGGCUCUCAACAUGAUCCAGAGAGGCCACAUCAAGUCCGUCAUAUCGCUGUUAUACAAACACGGACGUAACCACAAGAUUCUCGAUGUGCUUUGCUCGUUGUGUGUGUGUAAUGGUGUGGCUGUGCGAACCAAUCAAAACCUCAUUUGUGAUCACUUGCUGCCCAAGAGAGACCUGCUGCUACAAACUCAGCUGGUCAAUGACGUCCAAAGCAUGAGACCGAACAUCUUCCUCGGGGUGAGCGAGGGCUCAGCUCAAUACAAGAAGUGGUACUACGAGCUGAUGAUUGACCAGGUGGACCACUUUGUGACCAGUGAACCCUCUCACCUUCGAGUGGGCUGGGCCAACACCAAGGGCUACGCACCUUACCCAGGAGGGGGUGAAGGUUGGGGGGGCAAUGGUGUGGGAGAUGACCUCUAUUCUUAUGGUUUUGACGGACUGCACCUCUGGUCAGGACGCAUCCCCCGGGCAGUUGCAUCUCUCCAUCAGCAUAUCCUGACGUCAGAGGAUGUGGUGAGCUGUUGCCUCGACCUCGGCGCUCCAAGCAUCUCUUUCCGCAUCAACGGACAGCCAGUUCAGGGCAUGUUUGAAAACUUCAAUACAGACGGACUCUUCUUUCCCGUCGUCAGCUUCUCUGCAGGUGUAAAGGUAAGGUUCCUAUUGGGUGGUCGUCAUGGUGACUUUAAAUUCCUGCCGCCAUCGAGUUACGCCCCCUGUUACGAGGCUCUGCUGCCCAAAGAGAGGCUGAGAGUGGAGCCGGUGAAGGAGUACAAGAGGGAUGUGGACGGGGUCCGAGAUUUACUCGGCACCACCCUCAUCUUGUCACAGGCCUCUUUCAUUCCCACACCAGUGGAAACCAGCCAGAUUGUUAUGCCGCCUCACUUGGAAAAAGUUCGGGACAAGCUGGCAGAGAAUAUCCAUGAAUUGUGGGGCAUGAAUAAAAUUGAAUUGGGCUGGUCCUACGGCAAGAGGAUUAGGGAUGAUAAUAAGCGGCAGCAUCCAUGUCUGGUGGAUUUCUCCAAGCUGCCCGAAACUGAAAAGAACUACAACCUGCAGACGUCGACAGAAACUCUCAAAACCCUGCUGGCACUGGGCUGUCGAGUAGUUCAGGUCAAUUCAAAUGCUGAUGAAUCACUUAAGAAGAUUAAACUCCCAAAGAACUUCAUGAUGUCCAGUGGUUACAAGCCGUCCCCUCUGGACUUGUCUGAUAUGAAACUGACUCCUGGUCAGGAGUUGCUGGUGGACAAACUGGCGGAGAAUGCACACAAUGUGUGGGCCAAAGACCGCAUCAAGCAAGGUUGGACGUACGGUAUUCAGCAGGAUCUGAAAAGUAAACGUAACCCUCGCCUGGUCCCUUACGCCCUGCUGGAUGAGCGCACCAAGAAGUCAAACCGUGAUAGCUUACGCGAGGCUAUUCGGACUCUGAUUGGUUAUGGGUACAAUGUGGAGCCAUCCGAUCAAGAAGGCGGACAAACAGUUGAGCGUCUCAGCAUCGACAAAAUCCGAUUCUUCCGAGUAGAACGGACAUACGCGGUGAAGACCGGGAAAUGGUACUUUGAAUUUGAGGCCGUCACAGGAGGUGACAUGAGAGUUGGCUGGGCAAGACCAGGGUGUAAACCUGACGUGGAGCUCGGCACGGAUCAACUGGCUUUUGUCUUUGACGGAUUCAGGGGCCACUGUCUAAAUAUGGGUGGCCGUUUGUUUGGACGCUGCUGGCACAGUGGCGAUGUGGUUGGGUGUAUGAUCAACAUGGAAGACAAAUCCAUGAUCUUUACCCUCAAUGGAGAGAUACUUAUCACCACCAAAGGCUCUGAACUUUGCUUCACCGACUUUGAAACAGAGGAUGGAUUCAUCCCAGUGUGCAGCCUGGGUUUAGCUCAGGUAGGCCGUAUGAAUCUCGGGAAAGAUGCCAGCACCUUUAAGUAUUACACCAUGUGCGGCCUUCAAGAGGGAUUUGAGCCCUUCGCUGUUAACAUGAACAGAGAGCUCACCAUGUGGUUCAGCAAACGUCUGCCAACAUUUGUCGAUGUGCCAAAGGAGCACAAUCACAUCGCGGUGACGAGAAUUGACGGCACGGUCGACAGCCCGCCGUGUCUCAAGGUUACUCACAAAACAUUUGGCACCCAGAACAGCAACACGGACAUGGUGUUUUGUCGUCUGAGUAUGCCUGUGGAGUUUCACUCCUUCUUCAAGAUCAGUCUGGUUAUCGAUGUGAACGGAGUGCACGAAGAUGACACCCUCAAAGUCAAACACAGAUACCCACUGCGAUCUGUGCGACACAGUGACGAAAGUAGACGAGUGGACUACAGCAGCAUCACAACGUACUACCACUCGGUGAGGGUCUUUGCCGGUCAGGACCCUUCUUGUGUUUGGGUUGGAUGGGUUACCCCUGACUACCAUUAUUACAGCAACAACUUUGCCCUCAGCAAGACCCGAACUGUGACCGUGACCUUGGGUGAUGAGCGAGGGCGAGUCCAUGAGAGUGUCAAGAGGAGUAACUGCUACAUGGUGUGGGGUGGCGAUGUGACCAAUGCUACUCAUCCCUCAAGUCGGAGUAAUGUUGACCUGGAAAUUGGCUGUCUCAGUGACCUCGCCACUGGCCUGGUGACUUUCACGGUCAACGGCAAGGAGAUAUCCACAUCCUAUCAGGUGGAACCAAAUACCAAGCUUUUCCCUGCUGUCUUUGUGCAACCAACCAGUCCUAACCUCUUUCAGUUUGAACUGGCCAAAAUUAAGAACGCCAUGCCGCUGUCGUCAGCCAUUUUUAAGAGCGAACAUAAGAACCCGGUGCCUCAGUGUCCCCCUCGCCUUGACGUCCAGACUAUCAAUGCGGUUCUGUGGAGCCGCAUGCCAAAUACCUUCUUGAAAGUAGAAACAGCAAGGGUCAGCGAGAGACACGGUUGGUCGGUUCAGUGUGUUGAGCCUCUGCAGAUGAUGGCAGUUCACAUUCCUGAGGAGAACAGGUGUGUGGACAUCAUGGAACUGUCCGAGCAGGAGGACACGCGGGAGUUCCACUACCACACCUUAAAGCUCUACUGUGCCCUCUGCGCAUUGGGGAACACCCGUGUGGCCCACGCCCUCUGCAGUCACCUGGACCAAUCCCAGCUCUUAUACACCAUAGACAACCAAUACCUAUCCGGCAUGUUACGAGAAGGUUUUUACAAUCUUCUCAUCAGUAUCCAUCUGGAGACAGCCAAAGGCGCUCGACUCACGAUGAAAGAUGAAUUCAUCAUCCCGGUCACAACAGAGACACGUUCCAUCCGUCUCUUCUCCAAUGCUUCCAAAAAACACUCGCCGCCAGGGGUGGGGCUGAGUACGUCGCUCAAACCCCGCCUCAACUUUGCUCCUCCUUGCUUCAUCAACACCAAACGGGAGCAUCAUCUGUACAGUCCCCAGAUCCCUCUGGAUGCAUUAAAAGAAAAAUCCAUUUCAAUGUUGACUGAGGCGGUCCAAGGUGGUGGCCAUUAUAUCCGUGAUCCUGUGGGAGGAGGUGUAGAGUAUCAAUUUGUGCCAAUCUUGAAGCUCAUCAGCACUUUGCUGACCAUGGGGGUCCUCUGCAGCGAGGAUGUUCACAAAAUCUUACUCCUCAUUGACCCGAAUGUAUUUAAGGAUGCACAAGAUGAAGGACCUACUAGUACGACUGACAAAGAAGGACUAACGGGGAAUGAGGAGAAAGCCGUGGAAGCAGGAGAGGAAGAGGCAGCCAAAGAAGCCAAACAGCCAAUGAAAGGACUUUUGGAGACAAGGCUGCCUGAACCUGUGAAACGUCAGAUGUGUGAGCUACUCCACUACUUCUGCGACUGUGAGCUCAAACACCGUAUCGAAGCCAUUGUGUCCUUCUCGGACAAAUUUGUCUCCAAGCUACAGUAUAACCAAAAAUUCAGAUACAACGAGCUGAUGCUCGCCCUUAAUAUGUCCGCCGCCGUUACGGCAAAGAAGACUAAGGAGUUCCGCUCGCCUCCUCAAGAACAGAUCAACAUGCUGCUGACCUUCAGCACUGGCGAUGACUGUCCGUGUCCAUCAGAUAUCCAGGGGGAGCUUUAUGAUUUUCACAACCAGCUGCAGCUACACUGUGGAAUCCCGAUGGAGGAAGACGAGGAUGAGCAGGACACAUCCAUUAAAGGCCGGCUUCUAACUCUGGUGAAUAAAAUCAAAGGACAAGCUCAUAAGACAGAGCAACCGUUGCAGAAGGAACAAGUUGCACCGUCCAACCUGAAGGAAUUGAUCUCGCAGACCAUGGUCAGCUGGGCCCAGGAGUGUCACAUCCAAGACCCGGAACUGGUACGGAAGAUGUUCAGCCUGCUGAGGAGGCAAUACGACAGCAUCGGCGAGUUGCUCAGGGCCAUGAGAAAGACUUACACCAUUAGCGCCGCCUCGGUCCAUGAUACCAUUAGGCUCUUGGCUUCUCUGGGUCAGAUCAGAUCUCUGCUUUCUGUUCGGAUGGGGAAAGAGGAGGAAAAGCUUAUGAUCGAUGGACUUGGUGACAUCAUGAAUAAUAAGGUGUUCUAUCAGCAUCCCAAUCUAAUGAGAAUUCUAGGCAUGCAUGAGACUGUCAUGGAGGUCAUGGUCAAUGUGCUCGGAGGGGACAAAUCACAGGAAAUAGCCUUCCCCAAGAUGGUGGCUAGCUGUUGUCGCUUCCUGUGUUAUUUUUGCCGCAUCAGCCGUCAGAACCAGAAAGCAAUGUUUGACCACCUGAGUUACCUCCUGGAAAAUAGCAGCGUGGGCCUUGCUUCACCAGCUAUGAGGGGCUCCACUCCUCUCGAUGUGGCUGCUUCCUCCGUUAUGGACAACAACGGUCUGGCUCUUGCACUGGAGGAACCUGAUCUGGACAAGGUUGUGACGUACUUGGCUGGCUGCGGUCUCCAGAGUUGUCCAAUGCUUCUGGCUAAAGGUUAUCCAGAUAUUGGCUGGAAUCCAAUCGAAGGAGAACGUUACCUCUCCUUCUUGCGCUUUGCCGUCUUUGUUAAUGGUGAAAGUGUGGAGGAGAAUUCCAGUGUGGUGGUCAAACUGCUCAUCCGUCGCCCGGAGUGUUUCGGACCUGCACUGAGAGGGGAGGGAGGCAACGGACUGCUGGCGGCCAUGAAAGAAGCCAUCAAGAUUUCCGAGACGCCAGCUUUGGAUCUACCUGGUUCCGUGCAGGGAGUCAGCUGUGAUGUAUCUGCUGAUGGCGAUGAUGAGGAGGAAGUGGUUCACAUGGGCAAUGCCAUCAUGUCCUUCUACUCAGCACUCAUUGACCUGUUGGGACGUUGUGCCCCAGAAAUGCAUCUCAUCAACAAAGGGAAAGGCGAAGCUCUGCGUAUUCGUGCCAUUUUGCGCUCCCUGGUGCCCACCGAGGACCUGGUGGGAAUCAUCAGCAUACCUCUCAAAACACCUAUCGUUAAUAAAGAUGGCUCGGUGACAGAACCUGAUAUGUCAGCCUGGUUUUGUCCGGACCACAAGGCCCCCAUGGUGCUGUUCCUGGACCGAGUGUAUGGGAUCGAGGACCAGAGCUUUUUGCUUCACCUUCUUGAAGUUGGCUUCCUUCCUGACUUGAGGGCUGCAAACUCGCUAGAUACAGAGGGUCUGUGCACCACCGAGACAGCUUUGGCCAUGAACCGUUAUAUCGGCUCAGCCAUGCUCCCCCUCCUCACCCGCUGCGCUCCCCUCUUUGCUGGCACCGAACACCAUGCUACGCUCAUCGAUUCCACCCUGCACACCAUCUACCGCCUCUCCAAGGGUCGCUCCCUCACCAAAGCCCAGAGAGAUGCCAUUGAGGAGUGCCUGCUAGCUGUCUGCAAGCACCUUCGCCCUUCAAUGCUGCAGCAGCUUCUGCAUCGUCUCGUCUUUGACGUACCCUUGCUGACUGAAUACUGCAAGAUGCCUCUCAGGCUGCUAACCAAUCAUUAUGAGCAAAACUGGAAGUACUACUGCCUUCCAUCAGGCUGGGGUAGCUACGGCACAGCCUCGGAGGAUGAACUCCAGCUCACCAAGAAGAUCUUCUGGGGAGUGUUUGAUUCAUUAUCCCAGAGGAAAUAUGAUCCAGAGCUGUUCAAGAUGGCAAUGCCCUGCCUCAGUGCCAUCGCUGGAGCUUUGCCGCCUGAUUAUGUGGAUGCCGCCAUUGUUGGGGAAAUAGUUUCAGUAAAUACUCAUGGCAACUUUGAACCCAAACCUAUCACAACUGCAAACAUUGCCCUCCCAGAGAAGCUUGAACACUUUGUCAACAAGUAUGCUGAACAUUCUCACGAGAAAUGGUCAGCGGAGAAGGUGCUACUUGGUUGGAAAUAUGGAGAUUGUGUGGAUGAGAAGGCGAGAAUUCACCCACAGCUGAGGACAUACAAAGCUCUGACAGAGAAGGAGAAAGACAUUUACAGAUGGCCAAUCAGGGAGUCAUUGAAAACUAUGCUGGCAAUGGGCUGGAGCAUUGACCGGGCCAGAGACGGAGAGAGCAUGUCUCAUCAGAGGGAAAAUGAAAAAGUACGAAAGAUAUCUCAGGUCUCACAGGCAAACGGUUUUAAUCCCAGUCCAAUAGACACAAGCAAUGUGAUCCUAUCCAGAGAGUUGCAAGGGAUGGUGGAGGUGGUGGCUGAAAAUUACCAUAACAUCCGGGCCAAAAGAAAAAAAAGUGACCUUGGAAGUAGAGGCGGAGCUACGCACCCUUUGCUGGUGCCGUAUGAGACGCUGACAGCCAAGGAGAAGGCUCGUGAUCGAGAAAAGGCUCAGGAUCUCUUCCGGUUCCUACAGAUCAGUGGUUACCAUAUCACAAGAGGUCUGAGGGAUUUGGAUCAGGACUCUUCCUCCAUGGAGAAAAGGUUUGCUUACAGGUUCCUCAGGAAGCUACUCAAGUAUGUUGACUCCGCCCAGGAAUUCAUCUCUCACCUCGAGGCCAUGGCUGCCAGCGGCAAAACAGACAGGUCACCUCAUGAGCAAGAAAUCAAGUUUUUUGCCAAAGUUCUCCUCCCGCUCAUUGAUCAAUACUUCAAGAAUCACUCCCUCUACUUCCUAUCAUCACCCAACCAGAACCUGAGCAGCAGCGGCUAUGCCUCCAACAAGGAGAAAGAAAUGGUCACCAGCUUAUUUUGUAAACUGGCAGCUCUUGUCAGACAUAGGAUCUCUCUCUUUGGAAGUGACUCGACCACCAUGGUGAGCUGCUUGCACAUCCUGGCACACACGCUGGAUACCAGGACGGUGAUGAAGUCGGGUUCCGAAUUGGUGAGGGUCGGGCUCAGGACGUUCUUUGAGAAUGCCGCCGAGGACCUAGAGAGGACGUUCGAGAACCUGAAACUGGGGAAGUUCACUCAUUCGCGCUCCCAGAUGAAAGGCGUAUCGCAGAACAUCAACUACACCACGGUGGCUCUUCUCCCAAUUCUGACCGCUUUGUUCGAGCACAUCACGCAACAUCACUUUGGCAUAGACCUGCUUUUGGAUGAUGUCCAAGUGUCCUGCUAUCGGAUCCUGACCAGCCUCUACGCUCUGGGCACCGGUAAAAACAUCUAUGUGGAAAGACAGCUGCCAGCGCUCGGCCAUUGUCUGGCCACCUUGGCGGGGGCCAUGCCGGUGGCUUUCCUGGAGCCGAUGCUCAACAUAUACAACCCCUUCUCAGUCUUUGCCACCAAGAGUGGCCGUGAACGAGCCAUCCUCGGCAUUCCGGACUCAGUUGAACAAAUGUGUCCCGGGAUGCCCCGGCUGGACGGGCUCAUAAAGGACAUCAACGACAUGGCUGAAUCUGGAGUGCGGUACACUGAGAUGCCCCAUGUGAUUGAGGUGGUCUUGCCCAUGCUUUGUAACUACCUCUCCUACUGGUGGGAGAGGGGGCCUGAGAACCAACCAGCUGGUGGUAGCAGUACGUGUUCCACCGUCACCUCAGAGCACCUCAGCCUCAUUCUGGGCAACAUCCUGAAAAUCCUCAACAACAAUCUGGGCAUUGAUGAGGCCUCGUGGAUGAAAAGGAUUGCAGUGUAUGUGCAGCCCAUCAUCAGCAAAGCUCGCACUACCCUACUAAAGAGUCACUUCCUGCCCACAUUGGAGAAGCUGAAGAAGAAGACGGUGAAGGUUGUGGCCGAGGAGGAGCUGUUGAAGGCAGACAGCAAGGGAGACACACAGGAGGCCGAAUUGCUCAUCCUGGAUGAGUUUGCCGUGCUCUGCCGGGACCUUUAUGCCUUUUACCCAAUGCUCAUACGCUAUGUGGACAACAACAGGUCCAGAUGGCUGAAAGAACCGGAUGCUGACUCAAAUGAGCUUUUCAAGAUGGUUGCUGAGAUUUUUAUCCUCUGGUGCAAGUCACAUAAUUUCAAGCGAGAAGAGCAGAACUUUGUGGUCCAGAAUGAAAUCAACAACCUCUCCUUCUUGACUGGAGACAAUAAAACCAAGAUGUCAAAGUCCUUUAAGGAAAAGUCUGGCGGACAAGACCAGGAGAGAAAACACAAGAAAAGACGUGGUGAGUUCUACUCCAUCCAGACAUCACUGAUCGUGGCUGCUCUCAAGAAGAUGCUUCCAAUCGGCCUCAACAUGUGCACCCCGGGGGACCAGGAGCUCAUCUCAUUGGCCAAGACGCGCUAUCUUCUGAGGGACACAGACGACGAGGUAAAAGAUCACAUUCGGCAAAAUCUUCACCUCAGAGAAAAGUCAGAAGACCCCGCUGUGAGGUGGCAGUUAAACCUUUACAAAGAUAUAAUGGUUCGAGGCGAGGGGGCCCCAGACCCCGAGAGGGUGGUGGAUCGUAUUCAGAGGAUCUCCGCUGCUGUUUUUAACUUGGAACAGGUGGAGCAACCACUAAGAUCCAAGAAAUGUGUCUGGCAGAAGUUGCUGUCCAAGCAGCGGAAAAGAGCAGUCGUUGCCUGUUUCCGAAUGGCUCCACUUUAUAAUCUGCCGAGGGACAAAAACAAUAAUUACUUCCUGAAUGCCUACCGACAUAUUUGGCUGGAGAAAAUGCAUGAGAACUCAGACUAUGACAGUCUGCUCUCCAUGCUAACGAAAAUACAUCACAAAGUGGAAGAGGAGGAAGAGGAGGAGAUUAGAAAGCAGCCCGAUCCGCUUCACCAGCUCGUUCUGCAUUUCAGCCAUAAUGCUCUCACAGAGUGCAGUUCCUUGGAAGAUGAUCCUUUAUAUAUCGCCUACGCAGAUAUGAUGGCAAAGAGUUGUGCUGAAGGUGAAGAGGAAAAUGACGAGAAAGAGAAAACUUUUGAGGAGAAGGAAAUGGAGAAGCAAAAGAUGUUGUACCAGCAAGCCCGACUGCACGAUCGCGGGGCUGCAGAGAUGGUUCUCCAGAUGAUUGGUGCUAGUAAAGGUCGUCUGGAUGCGAUGGUAACCUUCACCCUGAAAUUGGGCAUCUCCAUUCUGAAUGGCGGAAACAUUCUGGUGCAGCAGAAAAUGUUGGACUAUCUGAAAGAGAAGCGAGAUGUCGGCUUCUUCAAAAGCUUAUCUGGACUAAUGAUGUCUUGCAGUGUGCUGGACCUCAAUGCUUUCGAGAGACAAAACAAAGCAGAAGGUCUCGGGAUGGUUACAGAGGAAGGAUCAAUCAACGUGAGUGAGCGGGGUUCCAAAGUGCUUCAAAAUGAUGAGUUCACUAAGGAUCUUUUUAGGUUUCUGCAGCUUCUGUGUGAGGGUCACAACAACGAUUUCCAGAACUUUCUAAGGACACAGACAGGAAACACAACUACGGUGAACAUCAUUAUUAGUACUGUGGACUAUCUGCUUAGACUUCAGGAAUCCAUCAGUGAUUUCUACUGGUACUACUCCGGAAAAGACAUAAUUGACGAAGCGGGUCAGAGGAACUUCUCCAAAGCGCUUGCGGUUGCUAAGCAGGUCUUCAACUCAUUAACCGAGUACAUACAGGGUCCAUGCAUAGGCAACCAACAGAGUCUGGCUCAUAGCAGACUGUGGGAUGCGGUCGUGGGCUUCCUGCAUGUUUUUGCAAAUAUGCAAAUGAAGUUAUCCCAGGACUCCAGUCAAAUUGAAUUGUUAAAGGAGCUGCUGGACCUGCAGAAGGACAUGAUCGUCAUGAUGCUCUCUCUUCUCGAAGGAAAUGUCGUCAAUGGGACCAUCGGGAAACAAAUGGUGGACACCUUGGUGGAAUCGUCCAGCAAUGUAGAAAUGAUCCUCAAGUUCUUUGACAUGUUCCUCAAGUUAAAGGACCUGACCACCUCAGACAGCUUCAAGAUCUAUGAUGCCGAAAGCAAAGGUUUUAUCUCCAAGAAGGAUUUCCAGAAGUCCAUGGAGAACCAGAAGCAGUAUUCCCAGUCGGAGAUUGAGUUUCUUCUGUCUUGCGCCGAGGCGGAUGAGAAUGACAUGUUCAACUACGUGCAGUUUGUGGAAAGGUUCCAUGAGCCCGCUAAGGACAUUGGCUUCAACGUGGCCGUUCUUCUAACAAACCUCUCGGAGCACAUGCCACACGAUGCUCGCCUCUCCACGUUCCAGGAUCUGGCCGAGAGUGUCCUCAGCUACUUUGAACCCUACUUGGGUCGUAUCGAGAUCAUGGGCGGAGCCAAGCGCAUCGAACGAGUCUACUUCGACAUCAGCGAGUCGAGUCGAACGCAAUGGGAGAAGCCUCAGGUGAAGGAGUCCAAGCGACAAUUCAUCUUUGAUGUCGUCAAUGAAGGCGGAGAAAGCGAGAAGAUGGAAUUGUUUGUGAAUUUCUGCGAGGAUACCAUUUUUGAGAUGCAACUAGCUUCGCAGAUUUCAGAGCCGGACCCGAUGGAGCGCCAGGAAGAAGAAGAUGAAGAUGAUAGCCAGAGCUUGGCGGAGAACCAGGAGGAGGAAGAGGAGGAGAAUAUGAUGUUGGAGUCUUCAUCAGCAUUUACCAUCGCCUGUAUCUCCAUGAGAAAGAAUAUCUGCCACGUUCGCCAGAUGCUGACUUUCAAGAGCAUGAAACGGCAGUACAGAAAAUUCCGAAAGAUGAGCGUGAGGGAGACGGUACACGGCUUUUUUGCGUUCUUCUGGAUGAUCAUCACCGGCCUCUUCCACUUUGUCUACAGCUUGGUUUGGGGUUUCUUCCAUAUUUUGUGGACCACCAUGUUUGGGGGUGGCCUCGUUGAAGGGGCAAAGAACAUGAAGGUCACAGACAUUCUGGGAAACAUGCCUGAUCCCACUCAGUUUGGGAUCCAUGGAGAUGUUCUGGAGACAGACAAGAUGGAGGCGCAUGAGGCGUCGGCAUUGACCGAAAUGGGUCACAUGGCUCAGGGGGAAGUGGCCGAGGAAGACCUGAUGGCUGAGCUGCUCAACAUCCAGCCCAAGAAGGAAGGCAAGCAUGGAGCAGAGCCUGGAUUGGGGGACGUGUCUGAGGUGGUGGUCGGGGGCGAUGCUCCAUCCAUAGCCAGUGCUGUCAAGCAGAAGAAGGCUCAGAUGGCUGCCAAGAAGCGGGCUUCAAAUGGAGACUACAAAUCCGAUUCAGAGAAAGCAGACUCUGAUGAUGGUGAGAAGAAGGACCACGACAAGGCCAAGGAUGAAGCCCCUCCGGCUAUUUCAAUGGGAAAGAAAGCCCCCAAGAAGAGGCUCGAUGUAAAGAAAGACCCACCGGAGGCCUUCAUGGCCAGCUUCUUUGCUGGCUUGGAAGUCUACCAAACCAAGAUGCUGAACUACCUGGCCAGGAACUUCUACAACUUGCGAUUUUUGGCACUGUUUGUCGCAUUUGCUAUCAACUUCAUUCUUCUCUUCUAUAAAGUGACAGGCGAUAACUCUGAUGAUGAGGAUCCUUGGAAUGGUCAUGGGAGAACUGUAGAGGAAGAGGAAGAAGAUAACUCUCUUGAAUAUUUUAUCCUACAAGAGAGUACGGGCUACAUGGCGCCAACUCUUCGCUGUCUGGCAAUACUGCACACGAUUAUAUCGUUUUUGUGUGUCGUGGGAUACUACUACCUGAAGGUUCCACUGGUAGUGUUCAAGCGUGAGAAGGAGAUAGCCAGAAAGUUGGAGUUUGCUGGACUCUACAUCACCGAGCAGCCGUCAGAUGAUGAUAUUAAAGGACAGUGGGACAGGAUGGUCAUUAAUACACCGUCUUUCCCCAACAACUACUGGGAUAAAUUUGUCAAACGAAAGGUGAUUAAAAAGUACGGCGACUUGUAUGGCGCCGAGAGGAUUGCAGAGCUGCUGGGAUUGGACAAAAGCGCUCUGGAUUUUAAUCCGACGGAGGAAGCCGUCACCAAGGAGGCCUCAUUGGUGUCCUGGUUGAGCUCAAUCGAUACAAUGUAUCAUAUCUGGAAAAUGGGGGUGGUGUUUACAGACAAUUCCUUCCUUUACCUUGUGUGGUACACGACCAUGUCCAUUCUGGGCCACUAUAACAACUUCUUCUUUGCUGCACAUCUGCUGGACAUCGCAAUGGGAUUCAAGACGCUUCGCACCAUUUUGUCCUCGGUCACCCAUAACGGCAAACAGCUGGUUUUGACGGUAGGGCUCCUGGCCGUCGUGGUCUACCUCUACACUGUGGUGGCCUUCAACUUCUUCAGGAAGUUCUACAACAAGAGCGAAGAUGACGACGAGCCAGACAUGAAGUGUGACGAUAUGAUGACUUGCUACUUAUUCCACAUGUAUGUGGGCGUAAGAGCGGGGGGUGGCAUCGGUGAUGAGAUUGAAGACCCGGCUGGCGAUCCCUACGAGCUGUACCGCAUCCUUUUCGACAUCACCUUCUUUUUCUUCGUCAUCGUCAUCCUCUUGGCUAUCAUUCAGGGUUUGAUCAUUGAUGCUUUUGGAGAGCUGAGAGACCAGCAGGAACAAGUCAAAGAAGACAUGGAGACAAAAUGUUUCAUUUGUGGGAUCGGAAACGACUACUUUGACACAACGCCUCAUGGCUUUGAGACUCACACUUUGCAAGAGCACAAUUUGGCCAAUUACCUGUUUUUCCUGAUGUACCUCAUCAACAAGGAUGAGACCGAGCACACUGGCCAGGAGUCAUAUGUGUGGAAGAUGUACCAGGAGCGUUGUUGGGAUUUCUUCCCAGCCGGAGACUGCUUCCGCAAACAGUACGAAGAUCAGCUGGGUUAAAGCGGAUUCCUUCACCUGACCCCCAUCCGGGAGGAGAGGGGGGGGGGGGUGCGCUGCUCCUCUAAUGUGCACCCAUGAACGUCCUGACCCACACUGAGCCGAGGGCGGUAUAAAUGAUCAAGCAAGGAAGAGCGCUGCCUGCCUUCGCUACCUUCACUUCGGAUGUCAGCCUCCAAUUUACCUUGUCAGGUUUUGGCUUUCCGAAGCACUGCAUUGCCUUUUACUCUUUUACUCCCCCCCCCCCCAAUCAUUGCACAAUGUUAUGUUGUCUCCUUGAGAAACUCGAGUGGGCGUAGGAGUUAUGAGACAAUUUGUCAGUCAAAAUAUGCACAAGAAUCCAAACUAUUUCUUUUGAGAAUGUUGAGACUUAAUGCCAAAAGAAGAGUGAAGUGCAUUUGUUGUGUAAUUUUGCAAGUGAAAUGUAGGGGGCAAACGGUAUUAUGUCAAAUCUAAUUUUUUAAAAUUGUUUUCCACCAAGUGCCUUAUACUGUAGUAGCGAGUCUACAUUACAAAGAAGCUAUGCAAACCCUUGUGCUGUCUUUUCUUAUUGUGAGUAAGUAGACUACCGAUACAGACUUUUUUCAUUUAAAAUGAGAAAAGAAAAUGUCAUUUGUUUUGCUGAAUGCAGCAUACAUGCAAACGUUAAAUGUUGUAUAAACGACAUUGGAGUUGACUUGGAACAGCAACCGUGGAAUUGCUAUUGUAUGGCCGUUUGUAUGUAGUAGCUUUGCAGAUUUGUGCAUUUCUUUUGAUGGGACAAAAAUAAAAUAUUGCCGGAAACGA
Molecule: messenger RNA, 15780 nt
Organism: Syngnathus acus (greater pipefish)
Lineage: Eukaryota; Metazoa; Chordata; Actinopteri; Syngnathiformes; Syngnathidae
Product: ryanodine receptor 3-like
Exons: 106
Coding region: 328-14997 (4889 amino acids)
Biological process (GO): calcium ion transmembrane transport; intracellular calcium ion homeostasis
Cellular component (GO): calcium channel complex; Z disc; sarcoplasmic reticulum membrane
Molecular function (GO): protein binding; ryanodine-sensitive calcium-release channel activity
Source: RefSeq, a predicted model, not a curated record